Fusarium keratoplasticum is the source of this 471-nucleotide messenger RNA. Its product is annotated as AAA domain-containing protein. NCBI's taxonomy places the organism in Eukaryota, Fungi, Ascomycota, Sordariomycetes, Hypocreales, Nectriaceae. The coding region runs from base 1 to 471 and encodes 156 amino acids. The record is from RefSeq and is a predicted model, not a curated record. The transcript has a single exon. Gene Ontology annotation, molecular function: ATP hydrolysis activity; ATP binding.
AUGGUCCCGGCCGGAUUAAACCCGUUAACUAAUGACCAAUUGGUUUUGCUACCGCUGCAGGUGCAUGGAUUCGUUUUGAGCACUAGGAGAUGGGCCACGUUUGAUAUUGAUCUCCUUAGCGACCUAGAAUAUGUCGAUGGCUGGAAUAACCUCGUUAUCGAUACCGAUAUCAAAGAGACAGUACUCGCCCUCGUCGAGAACCACUACGUGUUCCAGGACCAUCAAUCUAAGUCCGAUGCAGGCCUUUCGUCCGUGGACUUCAUUCAGGGCAAGGGCACCGGCCUCAUCAUUCUUCUUCACGGUGAACCCGGAGUCGGCAAGAUAAGCACCGCCGAAUGGGUAGCUUCACAUACUAAGCGACCAUUGUUCCCCAUCACCUAUGGAGAUAUCGGAGAUAAGGCUGAGACUGGAAGUGAAUCUGGAAAAGAACUUUCAACUAGCUCACAAAUGGGGAUGUGUGCUGCUACUUGA